AUGACGACGACGGCAACACCAGAAGCGCUGAACGCGGAGAUCGCGCAGGUUUCUGUGCACAUCGCCGACCUCCGCAAGCAGCAGGCGGACGCGGCGCUCAUCGAGGAGGAGAAGAAGAAGCUUGGCGAGCUCAAGCGCACCUUCGCGAUGCUGCAGAAUGCAGGAGGCGCGAAGGAUGCGGGCAAGAAGCGGGAACGGCUACUGCUCAAGACGCCCAAGGGCACACGCGACUAUGGCCCCGGCGAGAUGUUCUGCCGCGAGCACAUCGAGCGGAUCGUCAAGGAGUGCUUCACGACGUAUGGCGGGAGCUGCCUCGACACGCCCGUGUUCGAGCGCAAGGACAUUCUCGCGGGCAAGUACGGCGAGGACGCGAAGCUCAUCUUCGACCUCAUGGACCAGGGCGGUGAGCAGCUCGCCCUGCGCUACGACCACACCGUCCCGCUCGCGCGCUACCUCGCCAUGGGCGGUGCGCAGGUCGCGUCGUCGAAGCUCUGGCAGGUCGGGAAGGUCUACCGGAGAGACAACCCGGUGAUGUCCAAGGGCCGCAUGCGGGAGUUCUCGCAGGCUGACUUUGACAUCGCAGGGCAAUGGGACACCAUGAUUCCAGAUUCCGAGCUGAUCAGUCUGCUGUGUACGAUCUUGGCGAAACUAGAUGUGGGAGAGUUUACCGUGAAGAUUAACCACCGAAAAAUCUUGGACGGCAUUUUCGAGGUGUGCGGAGUGCCACCAGAAAAAAUCCGCUCAAUAUCUUCAGCAGUAGACAAACUAGACAAGCUUCCCUGGGUAGAAGUCAAGAAAGAAAUGACCGACGAAAAGGGUCUUGACGCUGCGGUAGCAGACAAAAUUGGAGAAUAUGUCAAGCACAAAGGUGGACUGGCGCUCCUGGAUCAGCUGAAGGCGGACAAGGCACUCAUGGCAAAUCCCAGCGCAAAACAUGGAAUCGAGGAGAUGGCCAUCCUCUUCACCUACCUCACCGCGUACGGCGUAAUUGACAAGCUCUCAUUUGACCUCUCCCUCGCGCGGGGGCUGGAUUACUACACCGGCAUCAUCUACGAAGCGAUCGUGGAAGCGUCCGCACCACCAGGCUUCGACGCUGCCAAUGCCUUCGCCUCCCCCUCCUCGCCACCGCCCACACCCGCACCCGCGAAAAAGAAGCCGGCUAAGAAGAGCACUGACGAGGAGGAUGAGGAGGUCGACGAGUCCUCCGUGGGCGUCGGCUCGAUCGCCGCGGGCGGGCGGUACGACAACCUCGUAGGCAUGUUCACCGCCGCGGCAGCGGCGGAGGGGAAGAAGACCGCGGGGGUGCCGUGCAUCGGCGUGAGCAUCGGGCUCGACCGCGUGUUCGCGAUCGUCUGGCCCAAGUGGGUGCAGCGCGGGAUGCGCAGCAAGGAGACGAUGGUGUACGUCAUGGCCGCCGGCGACGGGCUGCUCACGCAGCGCGUCGCGCUCGUGCGCGAGCUCCGCGAUGCGGGCAUCAAGACGGACUUCUUGUUCAAGAACAAGCCGAAGAUCGCCGCGCAGUUCGCGGCGGGGGAGCGCGACGAGGUGCCAUUCGCAGUCAUUCUGGGCGAGGAGGAGCUCAAGGAGGGGCUCGUCACCGUGAAGGAGCAGAAGUGGGAGCUCGUUGACGGGAAGAAGAUCAAGAUCGAGUCGACCGACAAGGGCGUGAAGGUGAAGCGCGACGAGCUCAUCGCGUGGCUCAAGCGGACACAGACGCACGCAGAGUGGGCGAGCGGGAAGUGGGUGCAGAGCUGA
Messenger RNA from Sparassis crispa, 1755 nucleotides. Its product is annotated as Histidine--tRNA ligase, mitochondrial. Gene Ontology annotation, biological process: mitochondrial translation. Bases 1 to 1755 code for a protein of 584 amino acids. The transcript is spliced from 8 exons. NCBI's taxonomy places the organism in Eukaryota, Fungi, Basidiomycota, Agaricomycetes, Polyporales, Sparassidaceae. Gene Ontology annotation, cellular component: mitochondrion. The record is from RefSeq and is a predicted model, not a curated record.